UUUUCCAGAUGAAUACAUGGAUCGUAGUUUAUUUUUACAAAGACAAUUCCGUCGAAGCAGUACCUAAUAUUUGGUUUAAAAAAAACAUUUGUGCUUGGCCCAAAGACACUAAAUUGAUCAACAAAUCAAUUGAAACUAGAGUAAAACCAAAUAAAAAAGAUUUUACAUUUUUUUCUGCAAGAAAGUUGGGAAAUAAAGAUUAUGAUUCUUUGUCAGAGGCCCGAGGAAAAAUACCUAAAGCUUUAUAUAAAUCUGAUCUCUCGAGUGCUGAAGACGAUGAAAAAACUACAAAAAGUCCUAAGAAAAAACAAAAAAUGAAUAUCACACUACCAGUUGCAGGCUGUUCAAAAAACAAUUCAUUAAUUGCAAGUGAUUUUCCUCCACAUUUUAAUAGCACAUUGAUUAAAGAAAAUCAAGAAUCAACACAAUAUAUUAACACAAAAGAAAAAAAUAAAGUAACAUUUUCAAAAUUUAACUCAGACUCUAGUGAUUCUGAAAAUGAUGCUGUAUGGGUCAUUGAAGAUUGCUCAAACCAGCAAAAAAACUCAGAAAAUGAAGUACAACCUGAACAACUGGAUGAUUUUAUUAUGAGUCAAAAUUUGAAUUGGUCAUUUGACGAAACUAAUAUGAUUUUUGAAAAAGAAAUUAAUUUUUCUGGUAGCAAAUGGUCUGUUGAAAAACAAAAAGAUGAUUUACCUAUAAUAUCUGGUGCAUUACUCAAGGAUAAAUGUCAUGAAGAUCUAUCACAAUCACAUGUCAAAAUAUUGGAUUUUAAUGACAAAAAUACCGAAGACAAUGAAACUUUAAUUAAAAAAGAUAUACAAGAACUAAAAAGUUAUGUAGUUAAAACAUUAACAAGUUUGAAGUAUAGAAUUGAUGGUUUGGAAACAUUAACCCAAACAAUUCAUUUAAACGUCGAGAAGAUUAUUGAUAAUCAUAUGUCUGUACCUGAACAUCGCUCAACUGUAUCCUAUGAAGAUAAUAUAUCAGUAAUAACUAAUAGAUAUGGAUUCAUAUUUUCCUAUUAAAUGUCAUGAUGAGCUAACAAACUUUGAAACAAUUAUUUCUAAUUUAGAUGUUCGUCGUGUUUUGGUAAUUAUAUAUAAUAUAUUGUAUAUUUAAUUUUUAAAUCACUACAAUAUUAGAAAACAUAGCACAUGAGUAUCUAAUUUAAGGGAAACCUCAGGCAGCUACUAGUUUUUGUCAAGUGGUGGUUAGGCAAUACUAAGUCAAUCGCCUGAGACAGUGUGUUAAACUUGUUAAUCUAUACCUGUGUACAAAAGCCUAUCGCUUGAGUUUUCUCUAAAAUAGAAUAACAAUACAGGCAUCAAUACAAAAUGUUGGAACACAAUACAUUUAUUGUGCUA
Molecule: messenger RNA, 1367 nt
Organism: Myzus persicae (green peach aphid)
Lineage: Eukaryota; Metazoa; Arthropoda; Insecta; Hemiptera; Aphididae
Exons: 5
Coding region: 9-1028 (339 amino acids)
Source: RefSeq, a predicted model, not a curated record